Messenger RNA from Spodoptera exigua (beet armyworm), 3763 nucleotides. The record is from the annotation of a GenBank genome assembly. Lineage: Eukaryota; Metazoa; Arthropoda; Insecta; Lepidoptera; Noctuidae.
UAACACACACCGAUGGCAACACUCGGACUAAAUUACAGAAACGUCAAAAAUGGUACAUAAAAUUUUUCUGCUGUAGCUAAUUUUUCCUGAAAAAUAAUCAUUCACAAAAAAAUCCGGAUUCGUCAUUCUUGUGUAGUUGAAAUUCUGUGUUAAAAGGACUAUUUUUGUGUUCAGUGUUAUUCAGUGUGGACAGUUAUGACCUGUUUUCAUUUAUGGUGCAAGGAAUAGAGGCAUCAAUACUUUGCUAACAGAGCGGUGCGGCGCGAUAAUGCGCGAGCGCAGAUAAUAGGCAGCCGUCCCAACAGUGCUCUGACUACCGUGUAAAAAUGGCGUCGGUGUGGAAGCGACUGCAGCGUGUUAACAAGCGAGCUGCCAAGUUCCAGUACACCGCCUCCUAUCAUCGCGUAGAUCUUGAGACCUCGCCUAAAUGGAAACCAAAUAAACUGAGUGUAGUGUGGACGAGGCGGUCCAGGCGAGUGAUCACAGAUCCAUUGGAAUGGGAGCCGUCGUUGAAAGAUCCGCUCAAAGGGUCAGUUAUAUACACGGUGCCAGAAAACCGAACUGUGGCCGUCACGCUGUUCAAGGACUCGCGCACCAACGAGCUGGAGGACAAAGACUGGACUUUUGUGCUUGAAGAUGUAUCCAUAACGGGCAAGCGUCGUCGCUUAGGCGUAUGUUCAAUCAAUAUGCGUAAGUUUGCAAGCUUGGAGCCUUCGCAGCGAGCCCUGGUCCUCACCCUGGAACCCACCACACAUAAGGUGGUGGCCGCAUCCUUACAUCUCACUCUACAUUGUGUACUGUUGAGGGAAGGACAGGCUACCGAUGAAGAUAUGCAGUCGCUAGCGUCUCUUCUGUCGGUGAAUAAUAACUCAGAUAUUGCAGUGUUAGAGGAUUUAGACGAGGAUGACUACACGUUGUCUGAUAACUCUACAAGACAGAUGUUGGAUCUCCGACAGCAAAUGGAAGAGAUGACACAAAGUCUAACAAACAGUGAUAUCGCGGCGACCCCAAACAGCGUACAAAGUCUAAACUUCGACAACUCCCGCACCCCCACAGCGCCAAUCACCCCGGAACACACGACCCCAACCACGCCCGUGCCUUCAGACCCCACGCCCAACGACAACGAUGUGACUAAUGACCCCAUACCAAAAACAAGGCCAGAAAUGCUUAGUAAUUUAACAAAACUGGUCAUGAAACCGGAACCCAAGUACUUUUCGACCCCUAAAGCCAAUAAUGUUAUUAAUAAUGAGCCUAAAAGUGAUAUAAAGGGGGUCGUUUUUAAGCCUAAAACGGUGGCUAUGAGGAAUUUGAAACCUUUGGAAUUGAAGACCAAUUUGAACAGUAUAACUUUAGAUAGGAAUGAGAAUGAAAAGGAUGAGGACAGCGAUAAGACCCCCACGGCCGCCGACAUGGAGAAACUGUUCCCGGGGAAAUUUGAUAAGGAUAAAACGCCGGUCCAGGAUCUCCUAGAAUGGUGUCAGUCAGUGAUCAAGGAGUACCGAUCCUGUCGCGUCACCAACCUGACGACUAGCUUCCGUUCCGGCCUAGCUUUCUGCGCCAUCAUACAUCGGUUUCGACCUGAUCUCAUUGACUUCUCCGGUCUGCAACCAGACGAGGCGGAGAAGAAUCUCCGCGUUGCCCUAGAAGCUAGCUCGAAGCUGGGCAUUUCUCAAGUACUCACUGCAGCCGACGUGUGUUCACGACAGAUACCUGACAGACUAGCCAUAAUGACAUAUCUGUUCCAACUGCGGGCACACUUCACCGGCAACGAAUUACAAGUUGAACAAUUAGGUAACGACGAGACGGAAUCUUCGUACCUAGUAGGCCGCCAUGAUACAGACGGAUCCAUUCCUCAGGAGCUCUUCAGUCGAGAGAUCAGCACUAGAAGGUCUAGGAAUAUGAUGGAUAGACCUCGGCCAGGUUCACAAGAGUCCCAAGAAUCGAGGGCAUCCGUAGAGCGGUCUACACCUGAACAACCGUCUCCAGGAGCAAGGAAGGAUGUCCGAGACCUCUUGCACCAGUCCAAGGCCAUUCUUGGCAAGGUCUUGUCUCCCGCAAGAGAUCAUAAGCCAAGUGCCAAGUGGUUCGCUGAUCCACUUAAAGUUAAUGAGGCACCUCCAGUCCGGCCGGAGAAGUUGAUGACCCGGAAAGAACUAACGGAUCCCUUCGGGUCUGAUGAGGAGGAGGAACAACAGGAACCUCCAGCGCCUACCCCACAGAAUAACGGGAAUAAUGGAAAUAAUGAAAUUGUAUCACCCCAACCGGACCCAAAACCAUCGGAACCGGUGGUAAUCACAGAUCCACUAACACAACCGGACUCUGAUAACCGUGUGACGUCACCACCGAAGCCCCCCACUCCGGAGUUACCCAAACCGACACCGCAAUUGUUGUCACGUCAUGAUGAGUUAAAAGAGAGAGCGAGACAGCUGCUUGAAGCUACGAAAAGGGAGGCGAGGGAAAAGGAUAGAAAAUUGAGACAGAAAGAGAAGGAAGAAAAAGAGAAUGGACAUAGAAAUGGAGAUGUAAGUCCUAAGAAGCCCAUGACGGAGGAAGAGAGACAGGCGAUGUUGAGAGAAAGAGCGAGAAAACUCAUCGCUGAUGCAAGAGCUGGUAUUGUUAGUCCAACAUCGCCUCUAUCGCCGUCGCGUAACUCUCGCUCGGGCACCGUCGAGAUCAUCAGCAAACAAUCCGUCAUGGACGAAAUUGUUGCAGCGGGCGGUGUCGAGCAGUUGGACGCGUUACUGGGCAGGACGGAGUCGCUGCCUUCUACUCCGGGCUCCAGGAAGAGUUCCGUCAGCCCAGACAGAUCUGAGGACCGCCAGAGUGCAGAUAGUCGCAGCAUAAAGUCAGUGUCGCUGAGCGCGGGUCGACGGUCCCCACUGCAAUCAUUCUCGGCGCUCGUCGACGCGCUGCCCACCGACGACCUACAGGAUGCAGAGGAGGGUAAGGAGUCAGGCUCGUACAUCCAGAGUGAGUUGGAAGCCCUAGAGCGGGAACAGGGCGCCAUCGACGAGCGAGCCGCCGCGCUAGAGAAACAACUGCGACGGGUUAUGGAGUCCGCGGAUAAUACUGAGGAGGAAGAUCGGCUGAUGUCUCAGUGGUUCAACUUGGUUAAUAAGAAGAACGCGCUGCUACGGAGGCAGAUGCAGCUUAAUAUACUUGAACAGGAGGAGGACCUGAGUCGUCGCUGCGAGUUGUUGGCGAGGGAGCUGCGCCUGUCGCUGGGCGUCGACGACUGGAGGAAGACUCCCGGACAGAAACGGAGGGAGAGGCUACUGCUGCAGGAACUAUUAUCAGCUGUCAACGAGAGAGACAGGCUAGUACAAGAAAUGGAUGAGCAAGAGAGAGCAAUAGCAGAUGAUGAUGAAAUAGAACGCAAUCUAUCUCAAGUCGAGAUACAGAGGAAGAACAACUGCAUCCUGCAGUGAACACCAUGUAUACGUGGAAUAUAUGUGGAAUGAAAGUAUUGGAACACCCUGUACGCACUAACCCAAGAUUUUACAUAAGUGGACUUGUGAGAUAUGAACUUAAGGUUUUAGAUGAAAUAAUUAUUUCUAUUAUAUUUUGAGUUUAAUAGGUUGAGAAUUAAACGGAGUAAUUAGCACGGAUGGGUCGGCCCGACCGGAGUUAUACCACGGUCUCACAGAAAACCGGCGUGAAACAACCACAGUGUUGUGUUUCGCCGUGUGAGUGAGGUUAUCGGAGGCCCAAUCCUUUACCUCCCCAAUGUCCCUAAAAGAACUAAAUGGUCGGCAACGCGCUC